AUGGCUGAUCCGCUCUAUGAUCUGCUCGCGCCGUACUUCGACGCCCAAGAUGCCCCCGCGAGGCCCGUUCCGUCGCCGACCGAUCCAGCCGCCCAGGCCUACCUGAACCGUCUGGCCACCCUCUCCCUGUCCUCGCUGAGCUCCUCCGAGCCGCAGUCGCUCGCCUCGUCGUCCGCCUCGACCGUCCGCAGCCUUCAGGCCCUCUCCAAACGCUCCCACAAGUCCAUCAUCGCCUCUUCUGCCAGUCUCAGCAGCCUCUCGUCGUCCCUUCCCGAGCUCGCCAAGCAGGCCGCCCAGCUCCAAGAUGCUCUGCCCGAGCUCGAAUCCGCCAGCGCAAACUUCGAGAAGACGUACAGUCGCUCCGGCGAGAAUGCAAUUCUCGAUCGGCGGCGUAAGGCCAUGCUCCUGGCCCGCAAUGUAGAUCGCGUGGCCGACGUCCUGGAGCUGCCUACUCUGUUGUCGUCCGCUAUAUCGUCUUCUGGCGGUGCUGCUCAAGGCGCCGGCAGUGCCGCUGCAUCGGGGCUGAGCAAUGCCAAUUACGCAUCUGCGCUAGACCUCCAUGCCCACAUCAAGCGGCUACACGCCCUCUAUCCCAAUGUCGGCUUGGUGACCGAGAUCUCGACGCAGGCGGAGCAGGAGAUGAAGGGCAUGGCGACCAACCUGAUCACCAGCCUACAGGGCCACGGCAUCAAGCUUGCUGGAGCGAUGCGGACAAUUGGCUGGCUAAGGCGUAUAGCCCCCGAGCUUGAUCAGGCGUGGGCCUAUAGUCAGAAAAGCACCGGCAUAGGCAGCAAUGAGGGAGCCCUGGGCGCGCUGUUCCUCGUCUGCCGGUUAGCCAAUCUCCUCAGCACCCUCGAGGCACUGGACCCGCUACGGGAAUUGGCAGACCAGGAGGCGGCUCGGCGGUCAGAUGGUGAGAAGGCCAGGGAUAGCUGGGCUGGGGGGCAGCAGACGGAGCGCUACUUGAAGCGGUACAUUGAAAUAUUCCGCGAACAGAGCUUUGCCAUCAUUUCUAUGUACAAGAGCAUAUUCCCGUCAGCACUGCCAGGGCCGGGUUCGGCUGGCGACGACAAUGCUGAGCUCGGCCAAGGUCUCAAAUCUCCUACCCGUAUAGGAGAAGAUGAUAGCCUACAGCCGUUACCCUCUGCGUUGGCUACGUUCCCUCAGCAUCUCGUGGAGCUCCUGGCCGAGACAUUACGAAAAUAUCUUCCAAACGUACAGGAUCGCGCCUCGAGAGACAGUCUGUUGACACAGGUGCUGUAUUGCGCAGGAAGUCUCGGUCGGUUAGGUGGAGAUUUUGGCAUGCUACUUGCAUUGCUGGAAGACGAGCUAGGCGAGGAUGAUGAAGACGGUGAAGAAGAAUGGGUGGAGGUAAUGAGGAAGCAUCGUAUUCAAGCUAGCAGGCUGGAACUGCUUGCAAGCGGUGUUGGCGCAGGCAGGACGGCCACUGCUUCGAGUUGA
Messenger RNA from Lasiodiplodia theobromae, 1461 nucleotides. Its product is annotated as Dor1-like protein. The record is from RefSeq and is a predicted model, not a curated record. Gene Ontology annotation, cellular component: COG complex. NCBI's taxonomy places the organism in Eukaryota, Fungi, Ascomycota, Dothideomycetes, Botryosphaeriales, Botryosphaeriaceae. Gene Ontology annotation, biological process: intra-Golgi vesicle-mediated transport; cytoplasm to vacuole targeting by the Cvt pathway. Bases 1 to 1461 code for a protein of 486 amino acids. The transcript has a single exon.